Oncorhynchus mykiss (rainbow trout) is the source of this 2121-nucleotide messenger RNA. NCBI's taxonomy places the organism in Eukaryota, Metazoa, Chordata, Actinopteri, Salmoniformes, Salmonidae. The record is from RefSeq and is a predicted model, not a curated record.
UCGUCGUCUAGGCGACGUGUUAAACCGUGUCCAUUCCUUGUUAUCGCCUGUGGUCUUUUAGGCCAAUUUGAAUGAUUGAGUGGAGGGGUAAAAAAAAGAUGUUGCAUCAGAAUGUAUUUUGAUAUGGGGAUAUAAUCUGUUGCGAUGAACACUGGGGAUUCAUGUGUGAAAAAACGGGUGGCCUAGCCUCACCUUUCAAGCGCGUCAACCCCGAGGGAGUCCCACCUUCCAAAAACACGGACGAGGAAAUCACGCUACUAGCUUGCCAUCCAGCAGCCGAUUGAAGCGCGCACUCGACGUUUGGACACCCUUCUGCUCUUUUUUGCCACCGCUCUUUUGAAGAUUUGAGAAAAUAUCAAGAAUAAGCGGGGAAACCAUCACCACCACCACAUUCAUAAAGGGGCGUUACGGAGAGAGUCGGACAAAGUGUAACAUAAGUGAUGAUGAAAGACCGCACGCAAGAACUUCGACAGGGGAAGGAGACUGAGGAGGAAGAGGAGGUGGCUGUGGGCAUGGACAAAGGCUUCAUGGAUGAAUUCUUUGAGCAGGUGGAGGAGAUCCGUGUCUUCAUUGAGUCCCUGGCUGAGAAGGUGGAGGAGGUGAAGAGGAAACACAGUGCCAUCCUGGCUGCACCCAACCCCGACGAGAAGACGAAGGGGGACCUGGAAGUUCUGAUGACAGACAUUAAGAAGUUGGCCAAUAAAGUUCGCUCCAAACUAAAGAGUAUCCAACAGACCAUUGAGCAGGAGGAGAGUCAGAACAAGUCUUCAGCUGACCUGAGGAUACGCAAGACACAGCACUCCACUCUGUCCCGUAAGUUUGUGGAGGUGAUGUCAGAGUACAACGCCACCCAGUCAGACUACAGGGAGCGCUGCAAGGGACGUAUUCAGAGACAGCUGGAGAUCACUGGGAGGAAUACAACAAACGAGGAGCUGGAGAGCAUGUUAGAGAGCGACAACCCAGCGAUCUUCACCUCAGGGAUCGUCAUGGACUCCAACAUCACCCAGCAGGCGAUGAACGAGAUCGAGACUCGUCACACUGAGAUCAUCAAGCUGGAGAACAGCAUCCGUGAGCUACAUGACAUGUUCAUGGACAUGGCCAUGCUGGUGGAGAGCCAGGGGGAGAUGAUAGACCGUAUAGAGUACAAUGUGGAGCAUUCAGUGGACUAUGUGGAGAGGGCCGUGUCAGACACUAAGAAGGCUGUUAAAUACCAGAGUAAAGCCCGGCGGAAGAAAAUUCUGAUCAUUAUUUGCUGUGUAAUUCUGGGAAUCGUCAUUGCUUCUACAAUUGGAGGAUACUUAGGUAUAGCCUGAGACACACACUGAAGGUCAUGUCAGGAGCCACACACACACACACACACACACACACACACACACACAUACAGGUCCACCAGUGGGCCCAUUUUCCCUGAAUACAACACACCCCCACACACACACACACACACAUACACACACAUACAGGUCCACCAGUGGGCCCAUUUUCCCUGAAUACAACACACCCCCACACACACACACACACACAUACACACACAUACAGGUCCACCAGUGGGCCCAUUUUCCCUGAAUACAACACACCCCCACACACACGCCCACACACACACACACACAUACAGGUCCACCAGUGGGUCCGUUUCCCCUGAAUACAACACACACACACCCACACACACGCACACACACACACACACAUACAGGUCCACCAGUGGGCCCAUUUCCCCUGAAUACAACAUCCUGUGUUCCUCAGCACAAAGCUCAUUGUGAUCAAUUAAACACACUCCGUGUACAGGACAAAGAUUGUCAUUUCUGCAUGACUUCCUUCUUUGUAAAUGUGUGUGUUUCUGUAAAGUGUUUAUCUGAGUGUUGUGAAAGAUUUUGAAAUGUUUCUAAAAUGUAUUUUUUUAACGGGGCGGUGAGGGGGGGGGGGGGGGGGGUGUAAGAAACUACUGUUAUACAUACUAACACAUUCCAAACGUCCAAAUGUUGUGUUGACUCAGUUUUGAAACGCUUAUGUAUCCUAACAACCCACCUCAUUUCAGACUUUUCUUGACACGGUUAUUUUGAAUAUAAUCAAUAUAUAUAAUCAAUGAAUGGUUAUAACCCAGGAUCUGACGUCUUCCCCCCCCCC